CUUUUAAACCGUGGAUUCCUGCGCCGGAGAACUGCCAACCCAUCAUUGGUAGGCCACGGUCAGGUCGCCCGGCUACUCGCCAUGGCGUUGGGCGGCCUGCAAGAGGUGGUGGACCACUACGUCGAUGCAGACGUGGUCACUGAUGAGCUGAGAGAGGUGACUUUGAACAAAGUCAUCGAGGCUCUAGACCAAAAACGCAUGGAGCUAUUGGACAUCGUCGUGCACCUGGAGAAGGUGAUGUGCGAUGCCAGCAACCCCACUGGUCGGAGGAACGCGAUUCAAUUCCUGGCAUUUUGCUUACGGGACAAAGCGGAGUUGAAACUGAACUUCAAGCAUGUAGAGACCUUCGCCAAGUUCUUCGAGAACAAGCUGAGUGACUGGCAAUGUGUUGAGGGUGCAGUUCUAGGUAUUUUCGUGCUCUUCAAGCGCCAGGCAGCUCUGAUCCGCACCCUGAAACAGGAGACGGAGAACGGAGAAGUGCCCUUGGCCGUGCACCUUGCAGAUAAGAUGCUGAAGGAGGUGCAUGUGCCAUCGCAUACGCAGGCCGUGCGCAAGUCUGUGUUGGACACGAUCUUGUUGUUGGAGGAAGACUGGCAUGAUGAGCUGACCAUGCUGGGCCCUCACCUUGGCGACGGCAUCGCCGCCGCCAUCGAGGAGGAACGAGAUCCACGGAAUUUGUUAGCCUCCUUCAAGGUGGUUCGAAAGGUGAUGGCAGAUUUUCCUGCCGCCUGCGUUUCGAGAGAGGCGCUGACGGCUUUGUUCGACACGCUCUCGUCGUAUUUUCCCAUCACGUUCCAACCCCCGAAGGGAGACAAGAUCGGUAUCACCGGCGAUGAUCUGCGAGAAGCCUUGUCGCAGGCGUUUAGUGCCUCGCCCCGCUUCACGGACCAGGUUGUGCCCUUCCUCCUGGACGCGAGCAAAGACAUCGAAGCAGAUGUGGACGCCACCGUGGCGCAGGCCAUGCAGACCUUGGUCUUUUGCCUCGAGAAGUUCGGUCCCACCGCUGCGCAGAAGCACCUGAAGGACAUCUUGGUGACUGCGCGAGACCAGGUUUGUCGCACCAACACCAGCUGCGCCAGGGACUUCUGCAGAUGCGUGGUGGAGUCCCUGAAGAUUGCCAUGACGGGAGUCCCCACCGGGCUGCACCCUUCCUGGGUGGCCAAAGAUGUGAUUCCUGAACUCAAAGAGAUGGCGGAAGACGCCUCGAAAGGGCGCAUGUCCUUAGCUUCCGACGGUGCUCGGCAGUUGCUGCUGGCCGCGGCCGCAUCGCAUCCGGUGAUCUACGAAUACGUCUGGUCCGCCGUGAUGGCAGCCUUCCUGGAGGCCUCCUCGGGCUUCAAUGCGGAUGCGCUGACCUUCAUGGAGGAUAUGCUGCAACUGAGACCAGAGGGCGUCCUCAGCUCCAAGCAGCUGCAGCCGGCCUUGUCCGGGGCCCUGGCCACGCUGCGCUCCCUGACGCCGCGACCGGAGCCGGCGGCGGAGGUGGAGCCCGGGAAGUCCCUGGUGGCGGCGGUGGGCUUGGUGAAGCGCCUGGCGCUCGCGGCGCCUCAAGCGCCCAGUGCUGCUGAGGCGCUGGAUGCCUUGCAGAGCGCCCUGCUGGGAGGAACCUCCAGCUCUGCAUGGGCCGUUUGGGCACAGCAGUGGCAGAAGGAACUGUCAUCAAAGACCUACAGCAACGAGUGCGUCAGUGCACUGGUCACAGCAGUGUGCGACUUGCUCCCCAGCCAGCUGGAGCGCGCCAGAAGCAUGGCGCAGCUGCUGCUUCAGUUCUCAGUACCCUCGACACAGUGGCUCCCCCUGACCUUGCCCCGACUUUUGGCCUUCAACGCGCUAAGCCUCAGCGAGGCCACUUCGGCCACUUCCCAAGAUACGGAGCUUAGCAACGUGUUGCUGAAACG
This is a messenger RNA of Cladocopium goreaui, 1898 nucleotides long. NCBI's taxonomy places the organism in Eukaryota, Dinophyceae, Suessiales, Symbiodiniaceae. The record is from the annotation of a GenBank genome assembly.